AUGAUUCUGGUGUGGCACUGGCCCUUUGGGUAUUCCGCCCAACUUAACCCCAACAUCUGCAGCGAGACCUACAGCAUUCCCAAGUGCAUCCUGGUGGACGAUCGCUCUUGGUUCCCCAGGGCCGACUUUGUCGUCUUCCACAACCGGGAUCUGAUUGCUGGCACCUGGGAGCUGCCGACAGAACGUCCACGGCCCCCCCACCAGCGUUGGGUCUGGUUCUCGAUGGAGAGCCCUGGGAACAAUGGGAACUUGAGACCCUUUGCAGGUUACUUCAGCUACACCAUGUCCUACAAACGGAACUCCGAUUUCUACAUACCAUAUGGAAGGCUCGUGCCAAAGGCGCCGGUGAAGGGUGUGACGGUCGAUGAUUUCAUACCAAAACAUAAGUCUUCGCUGGCAUGUUGGGUUGUGGGCAAUUUUUCGCCCAAACAUAGGAGAACGUCUGUGUACAAUCAGCUUAAGAACGUCAUUCAAGUGGAUGUUUACGGGGAUCCAUUUAAUAAGCCUCUGAGUCAAAGCAGUCUGCUCCCCACAAUCUCCCGUUGCUACUUCUACCUGUCUUUUGAGAACUCCGAGUUCAAGGACUACAUCACCGAGAAGUUCUGGGAUAACGCCCUGUUGGGUGGCGCCGUGCCGGUGGUUUUGGGGCCCCCCCGGGCGGACUACGAGGCGGUGGCACCAAAAGGGUCCUUCAUCCAUGUGGACGACUUCAGUUCUGUGGAGGAACUGGGGACGUUCCUGAAGGACCUGGCCGAGGAUAAGGAACGCUAUGCAUCAUACUUUACCUGGCACCUGAAUUACAGCCUUCAGACUCUAGGCAAGUGGGAGAAGGUGAUGUGUUCAAUUUGCAACAUGACUGACAGUCUGCAACCUAAACAGGUCUACAAGGACCUGCAGGCUUGGGAGUGGAGUAAUGAACUCAGUACUGUUCCACCGUAACAGAGAGAAAGUGUCAUUCAGAAAGGGAUGUUUGUGAUUUUGUUAUGAUUUUAUAUUAAUAUAUUUCCAGCGAUUAUGGUUUUAAUAGGUGAGUUACACCAAAUCAUAUUUGUGUAUGACAUGACUGUAGUCUUGUUUUGUGUGAGCCCUGUCAAAAAUGGCCUGAAUAGGUAUCGCUAGCCAUUACGUAGCCUGCAGCAUACUGCAUGCUGUUCAUUGUCUGUGGACAUUUAUAGGUUUAUUUCGGUUAUUUAAUGUGGUUGUUCAAAAACCUCUUAGAAUGGGUACACGCAGUUGUUGAUUACAGCUCAAAUAACCACCAGAGAGUCCUUGGAUGGGAGAGACACACACCUCUGAGUGUAUUGAAAAGAAACAUGAGAAAAAUAAUAAACACGAUCAAGGCAUCAAUGGUUGUGUUUGACUCAAGUUUGUAUAGGACAAAAAUCGUUUUCCAGUGUGCAUAAAAUGUCUCAGAGGAAUGACCCUAAAAUUCUAUUCUGAUGGUCAUCUAGCCUUACAAUAUAUCUCUCUGUUGUCACUAGCCUCACCUGUAACAAUUGUUCACGUGGUUUAGCUUAUCUGAUUUAGAUGGGAUGAAGAGACCUGUGUCCUUAACCUUAAUGAGGACAGUUGAUUUUAGAGGUAGACUAACUUGCAAUAGGGAGAAUGGUAGCCUUGCGAGCUAGACCCACAUCAAGAUGUAGUUGGGAAUAGAGAAAGAAUCAAGAAAGAAUAGUUGUUGACUGCUUCUUAUAAUCACAAAUGAGUCUAUAUGUUAUCCUACAUAGCCCUUUCUAUGUACUUCAGAUGAUAUGAUUUCCUCUUGUCUGAAAGAUGUGUGUUCUCUACUGCUAUUGUCUUGUUUUCCCUGUCUAGUGUUUUUCCAUCAAGGUCACAUGGCAUGAUUGUUUUGAACCACAUUUUAUGGCAGCUUUUUCGAAACACUUGUGCCUUGCCUUGCCUUGCCUUGCCUUGCCUUGCCCUGCCCUGCAUUUGGGUCCAACACUCCGCAAGACUGUGACACAUACUGUACUCUGACUUAGAAUUGUGUAGCUUGGAACUGUAUAGAAGUGAUACCGAAUAAAA
Molecule: messenger RNA, 2025 nt
Organism: Sardina pilchardus (European sardine)
Lineage: Eukaryota; Metazoa; Chordata; Actinopteri; Clupeiformes; Clupeidae
Product: alpha-(1,3)-fucosyltransferase 7-like
Exons: 1
Coding region: 1-939 (312 amino acids)
Cellular component (GO): membrane
Molecular function (GO): alpha-(1->3)-fucosyltransferase activity
Source: RefSeq, a predicted model, not a curated record